This is a messenger RNA of Varanus komodoensis (Komodo dragon), 7213 nucleotides long. RefSeq names its product integrator complex subunit 1 (gene INTS1). Gene Ontology annotation, cellular component: integrator complex. NCBI's taxonomy places the organism in Eukaryota, Metazoa, Chordata, Lepidosauria, Squamata, Varanidae. Gene Ontology annotation, biological process: U2 snRNA 3'-end processing. The transcript has 47 exons. Bases 74 to 6655 code for a protein of 2193 amino acids. The record is from RefSeq and is a predicted model, not a curated record.
CUCCUCGUCCCUGAAGUGGCACCGGCGGCGGCUCGGUGAGCGGCAAGCCGAAGGGGCGCCGCCGCCGCCCAGGAUGAACCGCCCGAAGCCCGCGGCCGCGCGCCGCCCCAGCGCCGUGGCCAAGCCCUCCGGCCACCCGCCGCCCGGGGACUUCAUCGCGCUGGGCUCGAAGGGCCAGGCCGGCGAGUCGAAGGCGGCGGUCGCGCUGCUCAAGCCGGCCGCGGCCGGGCUGCCCUCGGAGCGGAAGCGGGAGGCCGCCGCGGCGCUGUCCGGGGCCGCGGGGCUGGCGGGGCUGGCCAAGCGCCCCAAACUGUCCUCGACGCCGCCGCUCAGCGCCCUGGGGCGCCUGGCAGAGGCCGCCGUGGCCGAGAAGCGGGCCAUCUCGCCUUCCAUCAAGGAGCCGUCGGUGAUCCCCAUCGAAGUGGCCCCGACCGUCCUGUUGGACGAGAUUGAGGCUGCGGAAGCCGAAGGCAACGACGACCGCAUCGAAGGGGUGCUGUGCGGGGCUGUGAAGCAGCUGAAGAUGAAUCGAGCCAAGCCUGACACAACGCUGUACCUGAGCCUGAUGUACCUGGCAAAAAUCAAACCCAACAUUUUUGCCACAGAAGGCGUCAUUGAGGCUCUGUGCAGUCUUCUCCGUCGAGAUGCCUCCAUUAACUUCAAAGCCAAAGGGAACAGCCUGGUGUCCGUCUUGGCUUGCAACCUUCUCAUGGCAGCAUACGAGGAGGACGAGAACUGGCCCGAGAUCUUUGUCAAGGUGUACAUUGAGGACUCGCUGGGGGAGCGCAUCUGGGUGGACAGCCCCCACUGCAAGACCUUUGUGGAGAACAUCCAGACGGCGUUCAGCACCCGAAUGCCCCCAAAAAGCAUUUUGUUGCACGGGGAGGUUGGCCGCAGCGGAGGGGAUCUUAGUGCUGGCAACAGCCCACAUCCCUCCGUGCCAGAGGAGGAGGACAGCCAGAGUGAGCUGCUGAUCGCCGAAGACAAGAUGAGCCCUGAGCAGGAGGGACAGCUGAUGCCCAGGUACGAGGACCUCGCGGAGAGCGUGGAGGAGUACGUCCUGGACAUGCUGCGGGACCAGCUCAACCGGCGCCAGCCCAUGGAUAACGUCUCCCGGAAUCUCCUGCGCCUGCUGACGGCCACCUGUGGCUACAAGGAGAUCCGGCAGAUGGCCGUGCAGAGGCUGGAGAUGUGGCUGCAGAACCCCAAGCUCACCAGGCCAGCCCAGGACCUGCUCAUGUCGGUCUGCAUGAACUGCAACACCCACGGCUCCGAGGACGUGGAGGUGGUCUCCAACCUGAUCAAAAUCCGCUUGAAACCCAAGCUCCUCCUCCAUCAGUACAUGCUCUGUGUCCGGGAGCUGCUGAACGCCCACCGGGACAACCUGGGCACCGUGGUCAAGUCCGUGAUUUUCAACGAGCUCUCCAACGCCCGGAACCCCAACAACAUGCAGAUCCUCUACACGGUCCUCCAGCACAGCCCCGAGCUGGCCCCAAAGUUCCUAGCGAUGGUGUUCCAGGACCUGCUGACGAACAAAGAUGAUUACCUGCGGGCGUCGCGGGCCUUGCUGCGGGAGAUCAUCAAGCAGACCAAGCACGAGAUCAACUUCCAGGCGUUCUGCCUGGGCCUCAUGCAGGAGCGGAAGGAGGCCCAGUACGCCGAGAUGGAGUUCAAGGACCGGUUCGUCAUCCACAUCACGGACCUGCUGGCCGUCUCCAUGAUGCUCAGCAUCACCGCCCAGGUGAAGGAAGCUGGGAUCGCGUGGGACAAAGGGGAGAAGAAGAACUUGGAGGUGCUGCGUGCCUUCCAGAACCAGAUCGCCGCGGUUCAGAGAGACACCGUCUGGUGGCUGCACACCGUGGUUCCCUCGAUCACCAAGCUGCCCCCCAAGGAGUACGUGCACUGCCUGCACAAGGUGCUGUUCACGGAGCAGCCGGAGACCUACUACAAAUGGGACAACUGGCCCCCCGAGAGCGACCGCAACUUCUUCCUCCGCCUCUGCUCUGAAGUGCCGAUCCUUGAAGACACGCUCAUGCGCAUCCUCGUCAUCGGGCUCUCGCGCGACCUCCCCCUCGGUCCGGCCGACGCCAUGGAGCUGGCUGACCACCUGGUGAAGCGGGCCGCCGCUGUGCAGGCAGACGAUCUAGAAGUCCUGAGAGUGGAGAGGAUCCAGCUAAUCGAUGCAGUUUUGAACCUGUGCACUUACCACCAUCCGGAGAAUAUCCAGCUGCCCCCUGGCUAUCAGCCUCCCAAUCUGGCCAUUUCGACUCUCUACUGGAAAGCGUGGCCGCUUCUGCUCGUCGUCGCCGCCUUCAAUCCCGAAAACAUAGGCCUCGCUGCCUGGGAGGAGUAUCCCACACUGAAGAUGCUCAUGGAGAUGGUGAUGACCAACAAUUACUCCUACCCUCCGUGCACGCUGACCGAUGAAGAGACCCGCACGGAGAUGAUCAGCCGGGAGCUGCAGAUCUCGCAGCGGGAGAAGCAGGAAAUUCUAGCCUUUGAGGGGCACCUGGCCGCCGCCUCCACCAAGCAGACGAUCACUGAGAGCAGCAGCCUCUUGCUGUCGCAGCUGACGAGCCUGGACCCCCAGGGUCCUCCCCGCCGGCCGCCUCAGCCUGUCCUGGAUCAGGUGAAGAGCCUCAACCAGUCGCUUCACUUGGGGCACCUCCUCUGCCGCAGCAGGCACCCCGACUUCCUGCUCAACAUCAUACAGAGACAGGCUUCCUCCCAGUCGAUGCCGUGGCUGGCAGACCUGGUUCAGUCAAGCGAAGGGUCCCUGGACGUUCUCCCAGUGCAGUGCCUUUGCGAGUUCCUUCUGCAUGAUGCGGCUGAUGAAUCGGCCUCCGGCGAGGAGGAAGAGGAGGGAGAAAGUAAAGAGCAGCGCGCUAAGAAGCGGCAGAGGCAGCAGAAGCAAAGGCAGCUGCUGAGCCGCCUCCAGGACCUGCUGCUGGGGCCCAAGGCAGACGAGCAGACCACGUGCGAAGUCCUGGACUACUUCCUGCGGCGGCUCAGCUCGUCCCAGGUGGCCUCGCGGGUUCUGGCCAUGAAGGGCCUGUCCUUGGUGCUUUCGGAGGGUGGACUCCGCGACCGGGAAGAGAAGGAGCACCCAGUGGAGGAAGACCCAGGUGACACGGAGCUCCUCCAGGUCUACCAGUGGCUGCUGAGAGACCUGCCGAAGCUGCCGCUGUUCGACGGCGUCCGAGGGACCACUGCUGUGGCGCUGCAGCAGGCCAUCCACAUGGAGACGGACCCGCAGGCCAUCAGCGCUUACCUGGUGUACCUGUCUCAGUACGCGCCAGUGGAGGACCAGGGCCAGCACAACGAGCUCGCUCUGGAUGUGGCCCGGCUGAUUGUGGAGCGCUCCACGAUCAUGUCUCACCUCUUCUCCAAGCUCUCCUACUGUUCCGAGUCGGAUGCCGUGCUCGUGGCGCUCCUCUCCAUCUUCUCCUGCUACAUCAAGCGCAUGCGCCAGAGCAAGGAAGGCGAGGAGGUUUACAGCUGGUCGGAGUCCCAAGAUCAGGUGUUCCUCCGCUGGAUUAGUGGGGAAACAGCGACGAUGCACAUACUGGUUGUCCACGCCAUGGUGAUCCUGCUGACACUCGGGCCACCGCAAGCCGGGGACGGUGACUUCUACACCUUGCUGGACAUCUGGUUCCCGGAGAAGAAGCCGCUUCCGACAGCCUUCCUGGUGGACACCUCUGAGGAGGCCCUGCUCCUCCCAGACUGGCUGAAGCUGCGCAUGAUCCGCUCGGAGGUGCCCCGCUUGGUGGAUGCCGCACUCCAGGACCUCGAGCCCCAGCAGCUGCUGCUCUUCGUCCAGUCCUUCGGCAUCCCCGUCUCCAGCAUGAGCAAGCUGCUGCAGUACCUGGAUCAGGCUGUGUCCCACGAUCCUCAGACGCUGGAGCAGAACAUCAUGGACAAGAAUUACAUGGCGCACCUUGUGGAAGUCCAGCAUGAGAGAGGAGCUACUGGGGGGCAGACCUUCCACUCCCUUCUCACGGCCUCCCUGCCGUCUCGCCGGGACAGUGACGAUGCCCCCCGGCCCAAAAGCAACCUGGAGGCCCUGCAGGGACAGGGCAGGAUCAGAGCGCUGGCCCAAAUCCGAGUCCUCGGUCCAGACGAUGAUUUGGCGAGCAUUCUUCUCCAGCUGUUUCCACUGGCGCCGGAGCCACGGUGGCCCAGCUCGAACCCGCGGCCCCUCGCCCUGGCCUUGCAGCAGGCGCUGGGGCAGGAGCUGGCCCGGGUCCGCCGAGGCGGUGCCCCAGUGCCGGGAAUGGCGGCGCAGCUGCUGCAGGCUCUGGCGGCCCUGCUGAACUCCCCGCACGGCGGGGCCCUGGUCCUGGCGAUGCACCGGCACCGCGUCGUGUCCUGCCCGCUCAUGCGCCUGCUGUGCCGGUAUCAGCGCUGCGUGCCCCGCGACACGGCCUUCUCCUCGCUCUUCUUCAAAGUCCUGAUGCAGAUACUGCACUGGCUGGAGAACCCGGCCGUGGAGGAGGGGCCCCUCCGGGCUCAGCUCAAGUCCUUCGCCAUCCAGUAUUCAUCCAGGCACAAGAUCAAUGACGUGGCGGUCCGGGGCGGGUUUCUGCACCUGGCAGAAGCACUGGCUUUCCGCCACAACGCCGACGUGAUCGGCUCCACCGUCUGCGCCAUCAUCACCACACUGAAGUCCGGUGAGAAGUUCAACGUGGAGCCGGAGCUGGUCAGCAAAGUGCUGCGAGGCCUGACGGAAGCGCACUCACCGUUCCUGGAGGAGCUCCUGGCAGCGCUCUUCUCGGUGACCAUGGAGACCUCUUCCCGCCUGCCCGCCUCCGGGCCCAUUUCCUUGGUGAGCUCGUUGCUGCUCCAGGACAAAGACGAGAUCCCUGUGAAGGAGGAGCCGGAGAGCCUCAGCACCGAAGCGGCUCAGCCGGGGGCUUCCUCAGGCCUGUUCAUUGACUGGCUGGAGUUGCUGGACCCGGAAGUCAUCAGCAGCUGCCCAGACCUCCAGCAGAGGCUGCUCUUCUCCUGGAAUAAGGAUAAGGGCCCCCGCACGCCGGAGCCGCCCUCCUUCCGCCCGUACCUCCUGGCCGUCCUGACGCACCAGUCCAGCUGGGCCACGCUGCACCGCUGCAUCAAGGCCGUGCUCUGCAAGAACCGCGAGAGCAGAUUUGACCCGACCGCUUCCUUGGAUUUCCUGUGGGCCUGCAUACACAUCCCUCGGAUCUGGCAAGGGCGAGACCAGAGGAUCCCUCAGAAACGGCGGGAAGAGUUUGUGCUUCGGCUCACAGCUCCCGAACUGAUCAGCCUCGUGGAGCUGAUCCUGGCGGAGUCAGAGACCAGGAGCCAGAAUUGCAAAGAGGCCUCCUGCUCGCUCAUCCAGUCCAGGCUGCCGCUUCUGCUCAGCUGCUGCUACGGAAACAUAGAGAGCAUCAAAAAGGUAGCCGAGCACCUGGCGUCCUGCAUCCAGCAGCUGGGGGGCAGCUCCAUGGGAAAGCAUUGCCAAGGCCUCCUCCUGCAAAUCUACCUUCAGCUGCCGGAGCUCCUGGUCCCUGUGCCGGAGCUCCUACAGUCCAGCGAAGGAGCUGCGGAAAGCAGCACCUGCAAGCUGGAUGGCCUGAUCCACCGGUUCAUCACCCUCCUGGCAGACUCGGGCGACUCGAAGAUGAGCGAGAACCGGCUGUGGGAUGCCAACAUGGCGUGUCGGAAGCUGGCGGUGGCCCAUCCUAUCCUGCUGCUCAGGCACUUGCCGAUGGUCGCGGCCUUGCUGCACGGCCGGGUCCACCUCAACUUCCAGGAGUUCCGCCAGCAGAACCACCUCACCUUCUUCAUCCACGUCCUGGGCAUCUUGGAGCUGCUGCAGCCGCAGGUCUUCCAGAGCGAGCACCAGGGGGCGCUGUGGGACUGUCUCCUCUCCUUCAUCCGCCUGCUUCUGAGCUACAGGAAGUCUUCCCGCCACUUGGCCACCUUCAUCACGAAGUUUGUGCAGUUUAUCCACAAGUACAUCACCAUCAAUGCUCCGGCCGCCGUCUCCUUCCUGCAGAAGCAUUCCGAUCCGCUCCACGACCUCUCGUCGGACAACAGCGACCUCGCCAUGCUCAAGUCUCUCCUGGCCGGGCUGAGCUCGCCCAGCAAGAACGGCACGUCCGACCGCGGGGCCGACAACGAGCGGGAUGAUGAGGCAGUGGCAGGUUCUUUGCCCCUUGUCAGCGUCUCCCUCUUCACUCCGCUCACCCCAGCCGAGAUGUCCCCCUACAUGAAGAGGCUUUCCAGGGGCCAGACUGUAGAGGAUAUCUUGGAGGCUCUGACUGACGUCGAUGAGAUGUCCCGACGGAGGCCAGAAAUCCUCUCCUUCUUUUCUACUCACCUGCAGCGGCUGAUGAGCUCUCCUGAGGAAACCUGCCGCAACCUUGCCUUCAGCCUCGCUCUGCGCUCGAUACAGAACAAUCCCAGCAUCGCAGUCGACUUCCUCCCCACGUUCAUGUACUGCCUCGGCAGCUGCGACUUCGAGGUUGUCCAGACGGCCCUGCGGAGCCUGCCGGAGUACACCCUGCUUUGCCAAGAACAUGCCGCAGUCCUGCUGCAGCGGGCCUUCCUGGUCGGGAUGUACGGACAAGUAGACACCAGCUCCCAGAUCUCCGAAGCCUUGAAGAUUUUGCACAUGGAAGCCAUGCUGUGAACACAGGGCCCGGGACGCCAGUGGGGUGGACAGGCUGCGGUGGCCCAGACCCCGUGAGCAGUGGAAUGUGAGGGGAAAACUCCUGCACGGUGGCCCGAGGAAGAGAAGCCCGUGGCGCUCUCGGGAGGCGUCUUCUGGAAAAGGAAGGAAAGGCCCAAGGCAGGCUUCGCCAGCCCUAGCAUCCUUCAGAUGUGUUGGACUACAACUCCCACACUUCCCAGCCAGCGUGGCCAAGGGCAGAGCUGUCUUCCAACGUAUCUGGAGGGCACCAAGUCAGGGGAGAGUAGGGGAUGCCAGUCCGGGUGUCCAUUUAGGUGGGAAGCAACAUGCCUCGAAGUCCUGGUCAGCGUUGUGUACCUUCAGUCAGCCGCGGAUGAGGAUGGCAGGCAACCCCUCGUACCUGGGAUACCAACAGAGAAAAGUCACCCACUGGGUUCUUCCUUGGGGCGUGGCUCCCCCCAGCCCAGGACGUCAAAAGGGGUGCUGUUGUCUCUGCAGGGGUGAUCUAAUCAUGUUCGUUACUCAUUUAAAAUUAAACGUAAUGUUACUUCCAUUGUA